AUGGGUGGUAUUCGUGAUAAGAAAAUUGAGUAUUUCUCAAAGUUGAGAGAAUUGUUGGAGACUUACCAAUCCAUCUUUGUGGUUGGUGUCGACAAUGUCUCUUCUCAACAAAUGCACGAAAUUAGACGUGCAUUGAGAGGUGAAGGUGUUGUGUUGAUGGGUAAGAACACCAUGGUUAGAAGAGCCUUGAGAGGAUUCUUGGCUGACUUGCCAGACUUUGAGAAGUUGUUGCCUUUCGUCAAGGGUAACGUUGGUUUCAUUUUCACCAACAGUGACUUGAAAUCUGUUAGAGACACCAUUACUUCCAACGUUGUUGCUGCUCCAGCCAAGGCCGGUGCCGUUGCUCCAGCUGAUGUGUGGAUUCCAGCCGGUAACACCGGUAUGGAGCCAGGUAAGACCUCUUUCUUCCAAGCUUUGGGUGUCCCAACCAAGAUUGCCAGAGGUACCAUUGAAAUUGUGUCUGAUGUCAAGGUUGUUGAAAAGGACGGUAAGGUUGGUCCUUCCGAGGCCACUUUGUUGAACAUGUUGAACAUCUCUCCUUUCACCUACGGUUUGACUGUUGUUCAAGUGUACGACAAGGGUCAAGUGUUCCCUGCCACCAUCUUGGACAUCACUGACGAUGAAUUGAUCGGUCACUUUGUUUCCGCCAUCAACACCAUCGCCUCCAUCUCGUUGGCUGCUGGUUACCCAACCUUGCCAUCUGUCGGUCACUCUGUUGUCAACCACUACAAGAACGUGUUGGCUUUGUCCAUCGCAACCGAUUACACCUUUGAGGGCUCUGAGGCCAUCAAGGACAGAUUGGCUAACCCUGAGGCUUACGCUGCCGCUGCCCCAGCUGCUGCUGCAGCUUCCGAGGAGGCUGCUCCUGCUGCCGCUGAGGAGGAAGCCGAAGAGUCUGAAGAUGACGACAUGGGUUUCGGUUUGUUCGAUUAG
Messenger RNA from Meyerozyma guilliermondii ATCC 6260, 933 nucleotides. RefSeq names its product 60S ribosomal protein uL10 (gene RPP0). The record is from RefSeq and is a predicted model, not a curated record. Gene Ontology annotation, cellular component: cytosolic large ribosomal subunit. The transcript has a single exon. Gene Ontology annotation, biological process: ribosomal large subunit assembly; cytoplasmic translation; ribosome biogenesis. Bases 1 to 933 code for a protein of 310 amino acids. Gene Ontology annotation, molecular function: structural constituent of ribosome; large ribosomal subunit rRNA binding. NCBI's taxonomy places the organism in Eukaryota, Fungi, Ascomycota, Pichiomycetes, Serinales, Debaryomycetaceae.